This is a messenger RNA of Diospyros lotus (date-plum), 1435 nucleotides long. RefSeq lists its product as uncharacterized. Lineage: Eukaryota; Viridiplantae; Streptophyta; Magnoliopsida; Ericales; Ebenaceae. Bases 316 to 1290 code for a protein of 324 amino acids. Gene Ontology annotation, biological process: protein phosphorylation. The record is from RefSeq and is a predicted model, not a curated record. Gene Ontology annotation, molecular function: protein serine/threonine kinase activity; phosphatidic acid binding. The transcript has a single exon.
AAUUGCCCAACCUUUAGUCAUGGUAGCACUCAUCAAAUCAUGUGAGUGCUCGAAAAAGGUAGGCGGUCUUAUCAUAUGAUUUGACAUGCCAACUGACUUUAAUUGCUAAAGUGUCAAAGUCUUUUGUCUCAUCUUUUACAAUCGGAUAAGAGCUGGGUGGUUUCCACACCCAUGUGAUGUGACGAAAUAAACCAAGGACGCCGUUCAUGCCAUGUUCAUCUCUAUCGUCUUGUAUCUGAAAUUUCCUCUUCCUGGCUAGCCGGCACGAUGAACACGUUCUGGGAUUCUUCCUGAAGAGUAGUUUUUUGAUCUACAAUGGAUUCUUUCUACAGCUCCAACUUCUAUCAUGGCUGUGAAGAUGAGUACUAUGUAAGUACCCCUUAUUGCACCUCUAAUUAUGAUAUUGUUCCAUUUCAUGACACUGUAGAGUACUCUGUACCUGACCCUAGUGAGCCUAAAUUCUUUGAAUACGAUUCAACUGCUUAUUCCGAUGCUUGUGAUCCUUUUCCAACUCAAUCUUUGAUCAAUUACUCUACCUACAAUCCAACCGAGCCGAAACUCAUCCAGUACCAUAACCCAGCUCAUUAUGGAUAUGAAACACAGUAUGUGAUUUCCUAUUCUCAAACCACUGAGCCUGAUGAUCCUGAUAUUGAUUUUGUGGAGUAUGAUCCGACGCCCUUCCGUGGUGGAUAUGACCCUGUUCUUACCUACGGCAAACCUCUUCCACCCUCCGAUGAAAUCUGCUAUCCUCGCUCCCUGCACGUGUCUAAUGGCCACCCCUCAGAUGGCUUCUCUUAUGGAUCCAUUCCUUCACCUUAUGGGAAAGAUGAUUCUGACCCCAGGAACACGGUCAAACCACGAGAAGAAACCGAACCAACCUAUCCCAGUACCGGGGAUAAUGGACACCUCCUUGGCGAGGAAAUCCCUCCUGAGAAGCCCUCAGACUCGGGUCAAGGUGAUCAAGAUCAAAGAGAUGGUUAUGGUUCUGAAGGCUGCGAUCCACCUUGGCCUGGCUAUGAUUAUGGUUCAGGAAAUGGGUAUGAUCACAAGGAAGUGGCUCAUCAACUCCCAUAUGGGUAUGGCUUGGAAGCCAUGGACCUGUGUGAAAGCCUAUUUGGGUACUGGCCGUGUUUGUCCAGGAAGAAGAAGUAUUAUGGUUGUCAAGAAUUUGGCAGUGGUGGAGAAGUAGGCCAAGACCACCAGUGGAAGAACAGUGCUGCAGAUUAUCUGUUUGGAAGUCCAUAUGGAUACAACUAUGGAGGCCAUUAUCAUUAUCAGCAAUCGAGUUAGUUAUAGAUAUAUAGUUGAGUCCUCGUCAAUGUACCUUAUAGAUUUAUGUUACUGUUGCUACCAUGCUCAUCAAUUUGCACAUUAUUGUAAUACUCAAAUGCAAAAAAAUUGGUAAGAAUAUGAUACGAUAUUAGUCCCAUCAAAA